Pangasianodon hypophthalmus (striped catfish) is the source of this 5204-nucleotide messenger RNA. RefSeq names its product alpha-2-macroglobulin-like protein 1. The coding region runs from base 1 to 4716 and encodes 1571 amino acids. Lineage: Eukaryota; Metazoa; Chordata; Actinopteri; Siluriformes; Pangasiidae. The record is from RefSeq and is a predicted model, not a curated record. Gene Ontology annotation, cellular component: extracellular region. Gene Ontology annotation, molecular function: endopeptidase inhibitor activity. The transcript has 39 exons.
AUGUCGUAUCCAUCUGAAUCUGAUAAAAAGAAAGACAGGCAUUUCUCUGAAUCUGAUAAAGACAAAGAACGGUAUCCAUCUGAAUCUGAUAAAAAGAAAGACAGGCAUUUCUCUGAAUCUGAUAAAGACAAAGAACGGUAUCCAUCUGAAUCUGAUAAAAAGAAAGACAGGCAUUUCUCUGAAUCUGAUAAAGACAAAGAACGGCAACCAUCUAAACCUGAUAAAGAGAAAGAAAUAAAUCCAUCUAAACCUGAUAAAGAGAAAGAAAUAAAUCCACCUAAACCUGAUAAAGAGAAAGAAAGGAAUCCAUCUAAACCUGAUAAAGAGAAAGAAAUAAAUCCACCUAAACCUGAUAAAGAGAAAGAUAGCAUUUACCUGUUGGCUCUGACCUCCCAGACUGUAGGGGGCACUACUGAGACGCUAUGUGUAACGGUGUACCCCUUUGGACCUGUUUCACUGGAAGUGAACCUGGAGUACAACCAAAACAGUGUCACUCUUCUGAUGGAAAAGUCUAUAACAGAAGAAUACUACCGUUGUAUCCCAUUCCAGGUUCCUGUUGUAACCAUGGAAUUGGUGGCAUUUAUUAAGAUUGAGAUUAAAGGAUCAAAAACAAUCCUGAACAAGGCAACAAAGAUCCUCAUCACACCUCCAGAACACCUGACCAUCAUUCAGACGGACAAACCCAUCUACAAACCAGGACAAACUGUGAAGUUCCGCAUUGUCUCUCUGGAUACCAAUUUCCUCACCUACGAUCAGAAGUUUCCGACAAUAGAAGUGCAGGACCCAAACUCAAACCGCAUUGGUCAGUGGCUGAACGUCACCACAUACAGCGGCCUUGUGGAUUUGUCAUAUCCUAUAAACUCUGAGGCCACAAAAGGAUUUUAUGUCAUCACUGUUUGGGAUGAGAAAAACAAAGAGCUCACACAAACCUUCGAAGUCAAGGACUACGUUCUGCCAACAUUUGAAGUUACAGUAGAGCUUCCUCCAGUCAUAACCAUCCUGGACACGAAUGCCACGCUGAAAGUGUGUGCAAAAUAUACAUACGGGAAGCCGGUGAACGGGAUAGUGAAGUCCAGGGUUUGCCAUAACAGUUACAGAUACGGGCGGCUCCCACAACGGGGCACAACAGCACCAGACAUCUGCAAGAAUUAUAAAAUGGAGACUGACAAGAAGGGCUGUGUACUACACAUCUUAAAUCUGAAAGAAUAUGCAUUAACAGAUCCACGCUAUGACGCAUCAAUCAUAGCUCAGAGUGAAGUGGAAGAAGACGGCACUGGUGUGAUUCUGAAUGGUUCAGGCAGCUCUCCUAUAACAUCUAAUAUUGUCACGCUUUCAUUUGAGGAUUCACCAACAACAUUUAAGCCUGGAAUGCCAUAUGAAGGAAAGAUUAAAGUGACCGGCCCAAACUCCAGUCCUAUGAAAAGAAAAGUAGUGUUUCUGACUGUAAGUAAGGCUAAUAAUAUAAAUUCAGUCCAGAAGCUGGUUACAAAUGACAAAGGCAUUGCAAAAUUUUCCCUCGACACUGAACCAUGGGGUAUGCAGCAAGUCUCUCUUCAGGCCCAGUAUGAAAUGACUAACAGACCAGAGGUAAAUGGGGGAAAUCAGCUCACACCAUACUACCCCACAGCCUACCUCUGGCUUCAGCCUUUCUACUCCAAGAGCCGGAGUUUUAUUAAAUUGAAGAGCUGCGCGACGCCUUUAAGCUGCAAUAAAAACAGCAUCAUCAAGGCUCAGUACAUUAUACACCACAGCGCACUCAUGCCAAACCAGAAGACCUUAUUCUUCUUCUACAUGGUGAUGAAUAAAGGACAUUUGGUUCAACAAGGACAUAUCGUAGAAGCCAUCACCCCUGGAACAGUCUUAAUAUUUUUCUGUUUUGUAGCAGAGCACAGGGGCAACCUGGUGGUGACUCUGCAAAACAUGCUAAAGUUGUCCCCGGUUGCUCAGGUGGUCUUGUACACAGUCCUUCCCAGUGGUGAGGCCUUGGCAGACAGCAAAAACUUCCCCAUUCAACUGUGUUUGGCUAACAAGGUGUCUCUAAUGUUUUCACCUUCUACUGAGCUUCCUGGUGGUCAGGCGUCACUGAUGCUGAGAGCGUCUCCAGGUUCGCUCUGUUCAGUGAAGGCAAUAGAUCAGAGUCUGCUGCUGCUGCAACCAGAGAAAGAGCUCAACAUCCAAUCUGUGUUCAACAUGCUGCCUGUACAGACCUUAUCAGGAUAUCCGUACAACAUCUAUGAAGAGGAUUCGAACACAUGCUUGAGGAACCCACCCAUUAGGAAUAUCGAAUUUGCUGCACAAGCGUCAAAAUUGGCUGCUAAUUUUCCCAACUCUGGAAAGGUGGAUGUGUACAAUACCUUUAAAGAUGUUGGAAUUAAAGUCCUCACCAAUGCAGACAUAAAUAAACCUUCAGAAUCCCAAGAUGGAGUGGCUUUAGCCAAGCCAGCCGUCCUCGCCAAAGAAUCCACAUCAGCUGGCUCAAGUUCACAGCAACCAGUCAUUACGAUCCGUAAAUAUUUCCCAGAGACAUGGAUUUGGGAUCUCGUUUCAGUCAGUCAGACUGGAGCAAUGACCAUUAAAAAAACGGUCCCGGACUCCAUCACUACAUGGCAGGCUGGUGCAUUUUGUACAUCACCUGUCGGGUUCGGAGUCGCCCCGAAAACUGAGCUCACUGCCUUCCAGCCAUUCUUUGUGAGUCUCACCAUGCCUUGCUCCGUCAUCCGAGGAGAAGUGUUCACACUCAAAGCCACUGUCUUCAACUACCUCCAAAGCUGUAUGAUGGUGAAGGUGACUUUGGCAAACUCACAACAGUUCUCAGCACAAGUGUGUGUAGACUGCAGUUACACAAAAUGUCUGUGUGCUGAUGAGAGCUGGACCUUCUCUUGGACCAUCACACCACUGGUUCUGGGGGAGGUGAGCAUCAACGUGACAGCGGAGGCCGUGCAGUCGUCAUCUCUGUGUGGAGAGAGUGAAGUUACUGUACCAGAGAAAGGACGCAUCGAUUCAGUCAUUAAAACACUGCUAGUGCAGGCUGAAGGAAUCAAACAGUAUAAAAGCUACAAUGAACUUCUCUGCCCAUCAGGUGUAGUUAAGAAGAUGGUCUCACUAACCCUGCCCAAGGUAUUCGUGGAGGGUUCGGCCGUGGCUUCAGUCUCUAUGCUGGGAGAUCUGAUGGGCCGAGCUCUAAAGAACCUGGCGAGUCUCCUGGCAAUGCCGUACGGCUGUGGAGAGCAGAACAUGCUGCUCUUCGCCCCCAACAUCUUCAUCCUGCAGUAUCUGGAGAGCACCAACCAGCUCACACCUCAGAUCAGAAGCACAGCUGAGACCUACCUCGUAAGCGGAUAUCAGAGAGAGCUGACCUACAAACACACUGAUGGAUCUUACAGUGCUUUUGGGAUGAGCGAUGCAUCAGGCAACACAUGGCUGACGGCGUUCGUGAUGAAGUCUUUUGGAAAAGCAAAGCGAUACAUCUUCGUAGAUCAGGUGUUUGUGGAUCAGGCGAAGGCCUGGCUCGGUCAACGUCAGCAGGCUAACGGAUGCUUUGCCUCAGUGGGACAACUCUUCCACACCGACAUGAAGGGAGGAGUGAAUGAUGAGGUGACCCUCUCAGCUUACAUCACGGCUGCAAUGCUGGAACUCAAUUAUACAGUUACAGAUCCUGUGGUAAAAAAAGGUCUUGCGUGCCUGAGGAAUGCGUACACUCAGGUGACCUCCACCUACACCAAGGCUCUCCUCUUCUACACCUUCACGCUAGCUGGAGAUCAGGGGAUGAGGAACACACUCAUCUCUGACCUGAAUGCAAAGGCCAUAAUCUCAGGGGGCGGGCGGCACUGGAGCAGAGUGAAUGAUGGGUCAGUGCCGGACUCUUUAGAAGUGGAGAUGACCUCGUAUGUGCUUCUGGCUCUGAUGUGUGGACCCGAGCUGUCCAGGUUUGGUCUGGGUUACAGCAUCAGCAUCGUCCACUGGCUUUCUCAGCAACAAAAUGCCUUUGGGGGCUUCGCAUCUACACAGGACACUGUUGUAGCUCUCCAGGCUCUGGCGAAAUACAGUUUCGCCACCUACAGUCCAGCAGGAACUGUUACUGUUACUAUAACAUCACCAUCAGGGCUGAUUACCACAUUUACCAUCACUCAGAGUAACAGGCUGCUGUAUCAGGAGAGACAGCUGAAGGAGGUUCCUGGAGAUUACAACAUCAAAGCAGAAGGACAAGGCUGUGUGUAUGUGCAGUUCAAUCUGCGCUACAACAUCCCUCCUCCUCCUGACCGCUCUUCAUUCAUCAUCUCGGCCUCAGCAUCUGGAAACUGCAAAGUCCCAAAUCCAUCUCUGGAAUUGACCAUUACUGUCACGUAUAAUGGUCAACGUUUGGAGACCAACAUGGUGGUCAUCGAUGUCAAGCCUCUUUCUGGAUUCAGGGUGGACGAGACGUCAGUGCAGCUUGUGAACAGCAAUUCAAAGUCAACUGACGGAGCAGUGAAACGUGUAGAAAAAACUGAUGGCAGAGCAAUCAUCUACCUGAAUGGACUGGCAAAUGGAGAGGAGAAGGUGUACACCCUGAAGAUUGUGCAGGACCUUCCAGUGGAGAACCUGAAACCAGCUGUUGUGAAGGUUUACGACUACUACGAGACCAGUGAGAGUGCUGCAGCUGAGUACACCUCUCCAUGUGAGAGUUUGGACAUGAACCCAGCAAGAGCCCAGCAAGAGCUUUUAUCUCGCAUUUGACUUAUUUUUAUGGGAAUUCACUGAGUAGCUUACAGUUAUAUAUCAAAAUGUUUUCAUAUCAAAACAUUUCCAUUUCACAAAUGUUCAGUAACUCAUUAAAAGUGUGUUUGAUUUUUUCCCCUUUCUUCUUGUCAUUAUGCUCAACUUAAACAAUCAAGAUAUAGUUGGUAUUAAGAAAGGUGCCUAUUUCUCACUAAUAUAUAAUCUGCUCUAUAAAUAAAUCAUUUAUAGAUGAUUUGUGUCACUCCACAACAAUAUAAUGUGCUGACAAAAAAUAUUUAUACAAAUCAACAUCAGCCAAAUCAGUAAAAUAAUUUUGUUCUGAUGAACUUGGAAGAUGACAAAUUACCAAAAGUAAUUACACUUAUAAACUAAACAUGAUUUAUUUGCUUUUACUGAUCAAACAGCAUAUUGUGAAUGUACCUUUUCCAAUGUAAAUCAUUUUAUUUUUCUUUAGGUACUGUAUAUCUUCUUUAGAUUUUGUAAUG